AAUCCAGCUUUAUUAUGAAGACAUAAAAUCAGUUGGCAGUAGUGAAAAAAAGUAGUGUCACUAAUUAAUUCAUUUUGACGUUGACACUGACAGCUAAAAAUUGUUUAUGAUUUUGGAUUUGAUUUAAACUUGUAAAAUAAUAUUAAUAACAACCACCCAACAAAAACGUAUUUUUAUCCAAAACAAUGAGUGAAUUUAAAUUGCAACACAUUGUGGCAGAAUUACUGAAUAGUCUAGGGGGCAAAGUAAAUCCUAAUAAAUUAGUAGAGUAUUUACAAGCACGGGAAACAACAAGUUCUGCAGGAUAUUCUGUAGUUAUCCAGAAUCAUUUAUCCCGGCUCUCUCAAGAUAUUCCUGAAGCACAAGCCUUUCUUGUUAAAUAUAAUGACCUAAAAGACAAAAAUGUUGAUUCCUUGGAUGCUUUUGUGCAAUUAUUGGAUCAAAUUUCACAAGAUCAUAGCUUAAAGGAGCUUUUGCUAAAAAGCAAUAGACCUUCAAUGUCUCCUUCCACAGAACUAACUAAAGAUAAUUUGCCACAGAUUAAAAAUCGUUUAAAAAAAGCUGUAACCAAAAAACCAACUAAGGAUGAUUCUAUAAAAUCAAUUUUAAACACUUCACCAACAGUUCCACUAGCUAAUACUCCCACAGUAAUUUCCUGGGUUCAGAGACGUCCACAUAUGACUUGUGAUUUUUCUCCCAAUUUUUCUCACCAGUCCAUACCAACAGUACCUGUGGUAUCUCAAGAAAACAUCCUUAUUGAAGAUUUACUGAAUAUCUUGAUAGGAUUACCAGGAUGCUACAUAGAACCUGAAGAAUUGAGAGAUGUUUAUGGUCCAAGAACUUUUAGGAUUAAUGAUAAUGUUCCGCUUUCUUUAAGAGAACUUAUUAAACAGAUAUUACCUUUGGCCAGCCAUUAUUCUAUAAUACAGAGAUUUACAGAAGAAAAAAUGAGGUUUGAAUUUGGACAAGUUAAUAAUGCUUUGGCUGAAGCCAUGCAGAAUAUUAUUAAAGAGCAUAUGUUAUUUACAAUCCAAUUGGAAAGCGAAUUUCAAUCGAAGAAUCUAACCAUACAGAAACUAUGGUUUUACGUUCAAAGAAAUAUGCAGAGCUUAGGAAUUGCAGCAAACAUAGCAUCAUCAAUAAGUAAGUCGGAUGCAAAAGGUGGAAAGGUUUUAAGUUUACUUCAUGAUCAUGUAAGUGGUUCUAUUGGAGACGAAAGAGCUCAACUUCUGUGUUUAAAAUUGAUGGAAGCUGCAUGUUAUCCAUAUAUGAAAAUGUUGGGAAUGUGGAUAUACAAAGGAAUCAUCACUGAUCCAAUAAAUGAGUUUCUAGUCGAAGACAACGAACUUGUACAAAGGGAAGAUAUGCCAGUUAAUUAUUCUGCCGAUUAUUGGGAAAAGAAAUAUGCAGUCCGAAGGGAAAGAAUACCAAAAUUCCUGGAGCCAGUUGCCGAUAUAAUACUCAAAGCCGGAAAAUAUUUGAAUGUUAUACGACAGUGUGGUAAACCAGUGAAAAAUAAAGUUUUGCCCAUUCAGUACAAAAUAGAAGAGAAGCACUAUAUCGAAGCCAUAGAAAAAGCUUACAUGUUCGCAAGUCAGACUCUUCUAAACUUAGUAAUAAAAGAGAAGGAUCUCAUAGGAAGGCUAAGAUCUGUAAAACACUAUUUUCUCCUAGAUCAGGGGGAUUUUAUUGUCACUUUUCUCACCUUGUGUGAAAAGGAGUUGGGGAGAUAUUCUAUGGACGUUAAUCAGACUUGUAUAGAAUCUCUUAUGGAAUUAGCAUUACGAUUAUCUAGUGCCAUAAACGAUCCUUACAAAGAUGAUUUAAGAACUGAAUUGCUACCAUAUGAUCUACAGUUCCAGAUGUUUAAGAUUCUGAGCAUUCAGACAAACUCAGAACAAGAAUAUUGGUCUGCAGCAGAACAAGAAAAACUACUUAUGAUCCAAUCGUUCUCUUUUGGGUACGAAGUUCACUGGCCUCUUUCUCUAAUCUUAAACAGGAAGGCGCUAGCGUGUUACCAAAUGAUUUUCCGUCACCUGUUUUACUGUAAAUACAUCGAAAGAAUGAUCUGUCAAGUGUGGAAAUCAAAUAAGGUGGCUAAAAAGUUUCAGUUUGAAGACGCGCAGCACUACAGAGCAGCUUUCGCUUUGAGACAGAGGAUGUUACAUUGUAUACAAAACUUGGAGUACCAUAUGAUGGUGGAAGUGAUAGAGCCGCAUUGGUGUGCGUUUUUAAACAAAAUAGGCAAAGUUCAAAAUGUAGAUGAGAUUCUCUCGUGCCAUUGGGAUUUCUUAAAUAGUUGUUUAAAGGAUUGCAUGCUGACCAUACCUCCAAUACUUAGUACUAUAAUAAAGUUGUUGAGUAUCUGUGAAGAAUUUUGUAAAUUUGUACAGAACGAACUAGUUUUCCAGGGAAAUUCAGAGAUCACUGAACCCACACUUAGUUUUAAGGAGAGAAUCUCACUUUUCGAUGUUGCGUUUUCUGGAGCACUAAUAAAGUUAUUGGACCAAAUCAAUGAACUGAAUAGAGAUACGAGUGAGCACGAGAGGCUUUUCAAUUUAUUAUACAGAUUGGACUUCAAUUCGUACUACAGCGGCCAGUUGGAGAAAAUCGGUUUGGACAGACUAGUCAAAGAUUCUUCUGGAUAACAGUGGUUGUAGAUUUUUCAUUUGUGAAUAUUGAUUAAUGUAUAAUUAUGUUAAGGUAAUAAAAACGCUUGUUUACUAAUAAAAAUAUAAAACUUUAUUUUAAAUUAAUGA
Messenger RNA from Diabrotica balteata, 2759 nucleotides. The record is from the annotation of a GenBank genome assembly. Lineage: Eukaryota; Metazoa; Arthropoda; Insecta; Coleoptera; Chrysomelidae.